Molecule: messenger RNA, 2130 nt
Organism: Cucumis melo (muskmelon)
Lineage: Eukaryota; Viridiplantae; Streptophyta; Magnoliopsida; Cucurbitales; Cucurbitaceae
Product: serine/threonine-protein kinase STY13
Exons: 7
Coding region: 652-1713 (353 amino acids)
Biological process (GO): protein phosphorylation
Molecular function (GO): ATP binding; protein kinase activity
Source: RefSeq, a predicted model, not a curated record
UAGCCUUUAGUUUAAAGGAAGCUGCUUUAAUUGAAGUGAAUGAAACACACGAACGGGAAAGAGUUUUUAGAAAGUGGGGAAAUGAAAGGGAAGUAAUAGUCCAGGCAAUUCCAUAUACAAUGGCUUUGUCUCCACGUUGAAAAGGAUCGGUUUCCAUGUGCCUUUCAUUAGUUUACGGCUCCCACAGUCUUUAUUACUUUAUUAUUCAUUCAUAAACCCUUCUUCUUUUCUCUCUUUCUCAUACCCUUUUCUUUACUCAAUACACUCCUUCUCAGUCCUUUCCAUCAUUCUGUUUGUAGAUCCACACCUAUAUCUUCCUUCAUCACCAUUGAUUUUAAUUGAAAACCCCAUCAACCCCAUUUCAGUUUUAGCUCCAUUUUCAGCCUUUAUUCUAAGCUUUUUGAUUUUUAACUCUUGUGGGGUUUGCAAUUGUUUCAUCUUCUUCCCUUUUUGGGGAUUUUUCUUCUUUCCCCAUCAAUUUUUUAAGAUAUCUCUCUGUAGCUUUGUGGGUUUUGAAGAAUAUGAGGGACCUUUCUCUUUUCCCUCCUCAUCGAGAUAUUGGUCAUUCAACUUUUCGAUUGAUUUCUGGCUCGGUUUUUGAGGUGUUUUUGUAGGCAGUACGGCGUAAAAUUGGAGCUUUUAAUCAUAAACAUGGAAGCUGGAAGUAGAUUUUACUCUGCUACAGAUGAGUUCAGAUUGGAAGCCAAAUGGUUGGUUGAUCCCAAACAUCUAUUUGUUGGACCUAGAAUUGGAGAGGGAGCUCAUGCCAAAGUUUACGAGGGCAAAUAUAAGAACCAGACUGUUGCUAUCAAAAUUGUUCAUAAAGGGGAAACAGUUGAUGAGGUUGCAAAGAAAGAGGCUCGGUUUGCUCGAGAGGUUGCAAUGUUGUCUAGAGUACAACAUAAAAAUCUUGUCAAGUUUAUUGGUGCCUGCAAGGAGCCUGUAAUGGUGAUAGUAACCGAACUUUUAUUAGGAGGGACCUUACGAAAGUACCUGCUCAAUAUGCGCCCACGGUGCUUGGACACACGUGUGGCAGUUGGUUUUGCGCUUGAUAUUGCUCGUGCUAUGGAAUGCCUUCACUCACAUGGCAUCAUACACCGUGAUUUGAAGCCUGAGAACCUUCUGUUGACAGCAGAUCACAAAACAGUUAAAUUAGCUGAUUUUGGUUUGGCAAGAGAAGAGUCGUUGACGGAGAUGAUGACUGCAGAGACGGGAACUUACCGUUGGAUGGCUCCAGAGUUGUACAGCACUGUUACCCUAAGGCAAGGGGAGAAGAAACACUACAACCAUAAAGUGGAUGCCUAUAGCUUUGCUAUUGUGUUAUGGGAACUGCUACACAACAAGUUGCCAUUUGAAGGCAUGUCAAAUCUUCAAGCAGCAUAUGCAGCUGCUUUUAAGAAUGUAAGGCCUAGCGCAGAGAAUCUUCCCGAGGAACUGGCUAUCAUUCUAACAUCAUGCUGGCAAGAGGAUGCAAAUGCUCGUCCAAAUUUCUCCCAAAUUAUCCAAAUGUUACUUAAUUACCUUUAUACUAUUUCACCCCCUGAACCGGUGAUUCCUUCCCGAAUUUUCACUUCUGAGAACACGGUUUUUCCCCCUGAAUCUCCCGGAACAAGCUCGCUGAUGGCAGUCCGUGACGAUUCAGGGGACACUCCGAAAGCUAAAAUGGAAAAUAAUCCCAGAGGUUGUUUCUUCUGCUCCAAUGACUGUUACUAAGCUCUAGAAUGGUGGAAGAAAAAGCAAUAACAGCAGGUGAAGGAAAAAGCUUAAUAAGCUAUUUCCCUAUUUAAGUGCAAAGUAGGCAGAAAAUAACAUGUUUUGUAUGUAAAGUAAUGCUUUCAUUUCUUCUCCACCAUGUAUCAACGUGUUUUAGUUAUGUAUUAACACAGCCUAAGCCUUACAUCAUCAUGGUAGAAUGGAAGAUCAUUCUGAUGCUUGGUUGUAAGAUCUUGAAGAUUCAACUUCAAAAUAUUGCUACCAGUUAAGGAUCAAUAAUUCCCUCUUGGCAAAUUAAUGCAACUCCAGUGUCUACUUAUAAUUAUAUGUAAGAUUUUUCCUUUUUUUUUUCUUUUUAUUUAUACUUCCAAUAUCAUGAUCCAAUAAAAUUUGUAUAAGAAUUCUUUUGCAAAUCUA